AUGGCGUCGAUGCUUCGGCGCGCCGGGUACUUCAGGUGGACAGCAUGGUCGAUCGUCAUUGUGCUUCUAGCAUUGAAUGUGCAGCAGGCUGCAGCAGACAACAUCAGAUGGAUAGAGUAUACAGGUAACGACGGCACUGUCUACCUCAACGACGACCGACGACCGUCCCUGUACACUCAGGAUUAUGGAGAUUGCCAGGGCGACUCACUCAUCAAUGUCACCCGUUUCGAUGCCGCCUACUACAAGGACAACAUGACCGUUCUCUUCCAUCUGGAGGGAACUUCUGCGUUGACAAACGAGAGUCUCAUGAUGUAUAUCGGCGUUUUCGCUUAUGGACAGUCCCGUUUUAAUCUGACGUUCAAUCCAUGCAACGCCAAUAUCAACAGUCUUUGUCCUCUCAACUCGUCCAUACCCAUCAACGCAAAUGGCAUCAUCCCCGUGGCGCCGUCGGACGUGGCUAAUAUCCCCUCCAUUGCCUUGACCAUUCCGGACUUCGAAGGACAGGCCAUACUUCGAAUCUUUGCCAACUCGACCGAAUCUCAAAUUGCUUGCUUCUCUGCGGUCGUGACCAAUGGAGCCUCGUUCUCGCAUCCGUCUGCCGUGGCCUCUGUGCUCGGCGCCUUUGCCGUCGUCGCCUUGAUAUCUUCGGCAGCCACGGCCAUGUAUGGACACGAUGUUUUCGAGACCCGAAAGCAUUAUGCCCACUCGGUCUCUGUUUUCGUGGUGUUCUCCGUCUACCAGCACAUCUUCUUUACUGGAGGGCUAUCUAUGAACUGGCCAAGUGUUCUGGUCUCUUUCUGGAGUAAUUAUGCGUGGUCUGCCGGGAUAAUCUACAGCCAGAAGAUGCAGAAUUCGAUCAACAAGUUCAUUGGUAACAACCACGGCAAUAUCAGCACGGUCGGCGCCGCUCCUAACGGCGAAAAUGCUUCCGGGCUCGGGGGUGGCUAUGAAAUUUCACAGAUCUACAAGCGAGCAGUUCCGACGCCGUUUGCGUCACUCCAAGGGGAUCCCUUUGACAUGGGUCACCUGCUCAAGAGACAAGGUACGAACACCACGAACGGUACUCAGCAGUUCUCGUGGUACGGAAGGCCGGUGCUACCAGGAUUGCCACUCCCUGGGAACUAUUCUGGCUUUGCUGGAACCUUGGCCGAGCUUAACAUACCCGCGUCCAACGCAUUUCUAACGGGCCUUCUAUGGUUCCUCAUCCUGAUAGCCUGCCUUUUGGCCGCUGUGUUCCUGCUUAAAUGGACUAUCGAAGGCUUGGCCGCCGCGCGACUAGUCAAGACAACUCGGCUUGGGUAUUUCCGGAAGCAUUGGCUAUGGUUCAUGGCUGUGGCCGUCUUGCGGACAUGCUACAUUGCCUUCUUCAUGAUGAUGUUCUUGACCAUGUUCCAGUUCACGCUGGGGGGCGCCCACGGCGUCAAGUCCAUUGCAGCAGUGAUGUUAACACUUUUCCUGGUCGGAAAUCUAGGCAUUUCCGGAUACGCCCUCUGGUACAGGAAAAAGUCUGAGGUCUUGCCAGAGUUACAGGAGCAGGCAAGCCACGAAUCUCGUGGCAGCGAAAAUCUUGGAAAGUCUGCUUGGUAUAAGAUCAGCUUUAAGAAAGCGCCAGAAACCCAGGACGCAGAAGGCCAGGCCUCCCGACCGAAAACGUGGCUCCAGAGGCACCUUUCGGGUUCGAACACUGGCAGAGUUCAUGUUCAUGACGAUGAAAACUACAUCACCAGAUUCGGUUGGCUGGCAUCCAGAUUCCGCCGGAGCAGGUGGUGGUUUUUCUUCGUCUGGUUGAUCUAUGAACUUGUAAGGGCAGCAUUUUACGGCGGUGCCGCAGGCCAUGCCUUGACCCAGGUCUUCGGUCUACUGGCUUGGGAGAUUAUUGCUCUGGUCGCAAUUGUCCUGCUGAGGCCAUUCGAAAGCAACCGGCUCAACUUGAUCAUGGUAUACCUCCUAGGCUUCAGCAAAGUGGCGACGGUGGCCUUGUCAUCAGCCUUUGACGCUCGAUUCGGGCUGGAUCGGAUCAUGACUACAGUGAUUGGAGUGGUCAUCAUCGUCAUCCAGGGGAUUUUGACCAUUUGUCUGAUGAUCGCGAUCGUCCUUGGAGCCAUUUCCAGCUACAUGUCCAUCACGCGGUACCGAGAGACCAUCAAACCCAAAUCAUGGCUGAAACCUCGAACGCGAUAUUUCGCACAUGUCGACCGUAAGGCAACUGACCGACCGAAACCACCUCCGCCACCACCGCCGCCAGAGCCUGAACGUCCGAAAGAACCCUACUUUAUGGUGUCGAGCGUCCGGCGACAGCCUAAAAUUGAGGACGAAGAUCCAGACAACCAAAUGGCCGAGCUGUACAUGUCACCACGCGCUUCCAUGGACCCGGAGAAGGAAGCAAGUCAUCAAGUGAGCGUGUCUCGGUCACAAUCCACGCGGUCUCGAACUAGUGUAUCGAACCUGCCGUAUGGAGCAAGGGCCCAUCGUGUGAGCUGGAGUACGAAAGACUUCCAAGACAUGGGCCUUGAGCAAGACAUCAACCCCAUACAUACCCGUAUGAGUGUAGAGAGCAUUCGCGACGUUCCCAGCAGACACCGAGCGGCAAGUCUACGGGCAGCAUCACGAGCUGACACACCCAUUGGGGAGAUGACCGAUUCAACCACCGCCCCAGACGCUCUGGCCCAUCGUCGAAGUCACCGACGCAGCUUGUCGACACCACUGGGGUCAAAACGGAACAACACCACGGUUGACGAAGAAAAGGAGAACCACCUAGACACCGUUCACCAAUAA
Fonsecaea erecta is the source of this 2775-nucleotide messenger RNA. RefSeq lists its product as hypothetical. The record is from RefSeq and is a predicted model, not a curated record. Lineage: Eukaryota; Fungi; Ascomycota; Eurotiomycetes; Chaetothyriales; Herpotrichiellaceae. The transcript has 2 exons. The coding region runs from base 1 to 2775 and encodes 924 amino acids. Gene Ontology annotation, biological process: fungal-type cell wall biogenesis; transmembrane transport.